AUGAAACAAGCUUGCAAGGCAGUACCGCCGUCACCUGAGGAGGGCUUGAAUGGUAGUGACGAUUUACGGGAAGGGGGACCUAGGCCAGCCGAACUUGGACAGACCCCCAAGUCAGGUUUCCAAGCUGCCAAUUCAAACGACUUGCUUCCGUCUGUUCGUCCGAGAACCCCGCAGAAUCCUGCUUCAGCCGUGCGGAAGCGUCGUCGCUUGGCGAGAAUGGCAAGCGGAGACGGUAUAGACGCCCCAGCCCAAUCGUUUCUGGUACCUAGGCCAGCUGAGCGUCUGGAUGACGUCGGCGGGAUCUCAAGUAUUCUUGAGAAUAUCUGCGAGCUGAUAGAGUGGCCCCUGAUUCAUAGCAAUGUAUAUGAACAUUUGGGUGUCGACCCACCGAGAGGGAUUCUUCUUCAUGGACCGCCAGGAUGUGGGAAGACACUGUUGGCACACGCCAUUGCUGGUGACUUUGGAGUGUCCUUUCUUAAGGUUUCAGGCCCGGAAAUUGUCUCCGGCAUGUCUGGAGAGAGUGAGCGCAAGCUGCGCAAUAUCUUUUCCGAGGCUGUUCGUCUUUCUCCAAGCAUCAUUUUUGUUGACGAAGUCGACGCCAUUGCGUCGCGAAGGGAAGGAGCAAGUAAGGAAAUGGAGAGGAGAAUCGUCUCACAGCUGCUCACAUGUAUAGACAACCUGGCCACGCGCUCAGCAAUGCGCAAACCUGCGGGGCCUGAAAACAGAGAACCUGAUUCCCGCAGCACUGACGGUAACGACCGGGAUCAACGCCUUGAUGCGACAGAACAUACAGAAGAUGUGUCUGCAGACGACGCCAUUGAUUCAUCUUCUGAGAAGUGUCCACCAGUGAUUGUUAUUGCUGCUACAAACCGACCUGAAUCUCUUGAGCCUGCGCUUCGAAGGGCUGGGCGUUUUGAUAGAGAAAUCGAACUUGGGGCACCAGAUGAGGAAGCACGGGUAGCGAUUUUGUCCAAACUAUGCCGGCACUUGAAGCUUGGCGCCGAUUUCGACGCUGCACUUUUAGCAAAGAAAAGUGCAGGAUACGUUGGUGCGGAUUUGCAUCUCUUAGCGAAGGAGGCAGGCCUAGCAUGCAUCAGGCGAAUUGCGCAGAAGCGUCGCUUGGGACACGAACAUCGAGAUGUAUCAAUAGGCGAAGACAAAAAAGGGAUGCUGGAAACUGCUUUUAGCAACGGGAAUCUCGUUGAUGAAGAAGAAGAGAUGCUCCUCCAGCAAAGGAACGAGACUGUGGAUGAACAAAUGAACGACGUCUCUUCUCGAACUAGUGAGGAACCUUGCACCAGAAAUGCAGCCGCUGCGGCGGCAAUUCUGGAAAGAGUACAGCGUCAGGAGCAGGAGCUUUUUGGGAAGCGCAAAUUCACCUCGAGUGAUCUUGAAGGGUGCGCAAUAGAAAUGUGUGAUUUCGCGAAGGCUCUGAACACAAUUCAACCCUCAGCUCUGCGUGAAGGGUUUGCCACUCGACCAGAUGUAUCUUGGGACAACGUGGGCUCUCUCGAAGCGGUUAGGGAAGAAAUGAUGAUGGCCGUUGUUGAGCCAAUCCGACGACCUGAAAUGUUCACAAGUCUGGGUCUGAACGCACCUUCUGGAGUACUUCUGUACGGACCUCCAGGUUGUGGAAAAACGCUCUUGGCACGUGCAGUGGCGGCAGAGAGCGGAGCGAACUUCAUCUCUGUCAAGGGGCCCGAGUUGCUGAGCAAAUACGUGGGGGACAGUGAACUUGCAGUACGCAAGGUGUUUGCUAGAGCUCGAUCAAGUUCCCCUUGCGUUAUAUUUUUCGAUGAGUUGGACGCACUCGCACCGCGGCGCGGUGGUAAAGGAGGGGAGUCAGGGGCAUCUGAACGGGUUGUUAACAUGCUACUUACGGAGAUGGACGGCUUCUCAGAACGGAAGCAAGUGUUUCUGGUUGCGGCUACAAAUCGCCCGGACAUUAUCGACCCGGCUAUGCUGCGGCCUGGACGUCUAGACAAGCUAGUAUACGUGCCCUUGCCAGACCAGAGGGGACGGGCAAGUAUACUGAAAACUUUAAUAAGAAAUGUGAAGAUAGCGGAGGACGUAGACACGGAGGCAGUUUCUGCCAGCCCGAAAUGUGAAGGGUUCUCCGGCGCUGAUUUGCAGUCCGUAAUUCGAACGGCAGGGGAACGAGCAUUGCGGGAACGUUUGAAAGAUGAAGAGAUUGAUGGGAUAGGAACGGGACUGUUCAUAAGAAGGAAACAUUUCGACCAAGCCCUAGAGCUUGUGCUUCCUUCAGUUUCACCGAGGGAUGCUAAGUUGUACCGAAAUAUGGAAAACUGGCUCCGGAAAACGAGAGGGCAUCUAUCGAAAGAAGGGGACCAACAACCAUGAAUUGCAAAGUUCAGGAGAUGUUAUUAUCGUGUAGGUCGAGAAAGAAGCACUGCAUUGCGCAUUUCAGCGAUUCAUGGUCGAAGGACGGCGUAAACCUCUUGCCUACGUGAAGAGCAGCUCUAACAAAA
Molecule: messenger RNA, 2489 nt
Organism: Chondrus crispus (carragheen)
Lineage: Eukaryota; Rhodophyta; Florideophyceae; Gigartinales; Gigartinaceae
Exons: 2
Coding region: 1-2361 (786 amino acids)
Biological process (GO): ribosome biogenesis
Cellular component (GO): nucleus
Molecular function (GO): ATP binding; ATP hydrolysis activity; preribosome binding
Source: RefSeq, a predicted model, not a curated record